This is a messenger RNA of Branchiostoma belcheri (Belcher's lancelet), 1299 nucleotides long. Its product is annotated as tRNA-dihydrouridine(20a/20b) synthase [NAD(P)+]-like. Gene Ontology annotation, molecular function: tRNA dihydrouridine synthase activity; flavin adenine dinucleotide binding. Lineage: Eukaryota; Metazoa; Chordata; Leptocardii; Amphioxiformes; Branchiostomatidae. Bases 177 to 1199 code for a protein of 340 amino acids. Gene Ontology annotation, biological process: tRNA processing. The record is from RefSeq and is a predicted model, not a curated record. The transcript is spliced from 3 exons.
GAUGGCCGACCUUUGUUACAGCGCAGGUUUUCGGGUCUUUGCUAAGAUCUACGAGAUUUAAACCUCCCAGCUCGAUAAAUAACAUCGCAGCGGCCUGUUCCAGGUGGAGACUACAUUUCUGGGUAGAUCGAGAAGGUCAGAGAGGGACAUUUCUUCGUAUAUCUAGAUUUUUCAGUAUGGCUCAGGUACCAAACGAUGUUCCUCACCAAACGACAGAGCGUGUGCCUGUCGUUGAGCUGUUCCAGCCCGGGAAAGUCGUUCACGUGUGCGCGCCCAUGGUGCGCUACUCCAAGUUACCGUUCCGUGCCCUGGUGCGGCGCUACGGCUGCGACCUCGCCUUCACUCCCAUGAUCAUCGCCGAGUCUUUCGUCAAGUCUCUGAAGGCCCGGGACAGCGAGUUCACCACUAAUGCUGCAGAUAGACCUCUGGUGGUCCAGUUUGCUGCGAGAGAUGGUGUGACGUUUGCUGACGCCGCGGAGAUAGUAGCGCCGUACUCCGACGGAGUGGACCUGAACUGCGGCUGCCCCCAGCGGUGGGCCAUGGCGGAAGGAUACGGCUCGUGUCUUCUUAAAAACCCGGAGCUUCUCACCGACAUGGUCCGGCAAGCCAGAGCAAGAGUUUCUGACGAAAACUUCUCGGUAUCCGUAAAAAUCAGGCUCCACAAAGACUUGAGAGAAACGGUAGAUAUGUGUCAGAAGGCUGAGCGUGCUGGUGUGUCUUGGGUAGCUGUACACGGCAGAACUCCCUCACAGAGAGGUGAACCAGUCAACAAUGAAGCUAUAGCACUCAUUAAACAGAGCCUUGACAUCCCUGUCAUUGCAAACGGCGACAUUAAAAACUUAGAGGAUGUGAAACGUACACAGACGCUAACGGGGGUUGACGGAGUGAUGGCAGCCCGCGGAAUACUCCAGAAUCCGGGAAUGUACGCAGGGUAUGACCAGACACCGUUACAGUGUGUACAGGACUGGGUAGACAUAUCCCUCAAGUUAGGAACACAUUUUACAUGCUUUCACCACCACCUGAUGUACAUGUUUGAAAGGGUCACUCCAAAGUCUGAAAAGAGAGUCUUCAACGCACUGACCAGCACAGCAGCGGUGUUAGACUAUCUAGAGGAGCACUAUGGGGUUUCCUACAAUCCUGAUAGAACAGUUAAUGAUGGUCUUCCCACACAAAAUGGUUAUGCUGAGUCAGACAAUUGAUUUUAUCAGUUUAGAUAGCAAAUUCUAAUCUUAUUUGGAUGUAGCUGUUUUAGAACUAGAGUCAUUGUACUACUUACGUAUGAAACAUUUUACUGUGUUA